AUGGCUACAAGUAAGGAGCCGGUUGAUAGCGCUCAUUUGGAGACGGCAGGCGUCUAUCCUGUGGUCAGCAACGAAGUACACGAAAAGGGCCACGCACCCAACGCCAACGCCAAAGGUCGCGACAAGGCGGCCGAGUUCUUGAGCCAAGCUGGGCAUCCAAUCGUAGUUACGCCAGAGAAUGACAGAAGGAUCGCCCGAAAAGUCGAUAUGCAUCUGCUUCCGAUUCUUCUUUUCGUUUACUGUCUGCAAUCUCUGGACAAGACUACACUCUCUUAUGCGUCCGUCUUCAAUCUCUCGCAGGAUGCACACUUGGAGAAGACCCAGUUCUCGUGGCUUGGAUCAGUUGUGUACGUCGCCCAGCUUGUCUUCCAACCUGUUGUCGCAUAUACACUGGUUCGCUUUCCCAUUGGUAAAUUCUUGACAGUCAUGGUGUUCUGCUGGGGUGCCGUGCUCUGUGGUAUGACAGCAGCCACCAACUUUGGCGGCUUGAUGGCAGCGCGCUUGCUCCUUGGCGCAUUUGAAUCCUGUGUUGCGCCGACGUUCAUUGCUAUCAUUCAGAUGUGGUACCGACGAGGAGAGCAAACUAAACGCAACGCCGCCUGGUACGCCACUCUUGGCAUCGUCAAUAUUCUUGGAAGUCUAUUGACAUAUGGCCUGGGCCAUAUCAACUCGCCACAUCUCCAUUCAUAUCAAAUCAUCUUCCUCUUCUGCGGCCUUCUUACGGUCGUCUUCUCAGUAAUCAUGUUUUGGUUCAUGCCAGAUUCGCCCAUGGAAGCCAAGUUUCUUAACCGCGAUGACAAAUUCCUUGCUGUUGAGCGUCUCCGUAUGAACCAGAUGGGUAUUGGUUCAGGUGUAUGGAAAUGGGGCCAUGUCUGGGAAGCCUUGCUUGACCCAAAGACUUGGCUAUGGUUUUUCCUCAUGCUUAUCAUCUCUAUUCCUAGUGGUGGAAUUUCCACUUUUGGACCACUCAUCAUCAAGUCCUUUGUCAACGACAAGUUCAACACAAUCCUUUUCAACAUGCCAUUCGGCGCAGUGCAGAUCAUCGCCACCAUUGGUGGUGCGUGGCUCGCAGACCGUAUCGGCAUGAAAUCCGUGGUUCUGAUUCUUCUCUGCUUACCGCCCAUUGCCGGCCUCGUUGUUCUGCACCUCGUUCCACGUGUACCAGGAAACCAAGGCGCGCUGCUCGCUGGCUACUAUAUCAUCUCCGUGUAUCCAGGAAUUUCGCCCCUGAUUUAUUCCUGGUCAAGUCAAAACACAGGUGGUGAUACCAAGCGAAAAGUAACUACGGCUAUGCUGUUCAUUGGCGCCAGCGUCGGAAACAUUAUCGGUCCUCAGCUGUUUACAGAAGCAGAAGCACCCAGAUAUGAGCGUGGACUCCGUGUCAAUCUCGCUCUGUUUGUCGUCCUGGCAGCUCUGAUUCUGAUUGGCAUGGGCCUCAUCACUCUUCUGAACCGCCGCCAGGCAGCCAAGAGAAAGACCAUGGGCAAAUCAGAGCAGAUUGUUGAUUUGAGUAUGAGAAAGCACAGCAAGUCAAACCAUGAGGCAGAUGCAAUUAACCAGGCUGGGGACUCUACCGGUGCGAAUGCGUUCGAGGACACUACGGACAUGAAGAACGAGGACUUUAUUUACGUUUAUUAG
Messenger RNA from [Torrubiella] hemipterigena, 1638 nucleotides. The record is from the annotation of a GenBank genome assembly. NCBI's taxonomy places the organism in Eukaryota, Fungi, Ascomycota, Sordariomycetes, Hypocreales, Clavicipitaceae.